Molecule: messenger RNA, 1775 nt
Organism: Camellia sinensis
Lineage: Eukaryota; Viridiplantae; Streptophyta; Magnoliopsida; Ericales; Theaceae
Source: RefSeq, a predicted model, not a curated record
CACUGCGCACCCCCUCUCUCUCUCUCUCUCUACUAGGUCAGCUUCUCUCUCUCUUUCCUCCAUCUUUCUCCAAAAUCGGCCUCUCUGCUCGAAAUCAAUUUCCACUUUUUUGGGUUUUGAAUCACCCGAUCUCCAAGUAAUGUUUCGAAUUCUCUUCAAUCCUCAAACCUCAGCACCCAUAUCCACCACCACGCUUCUCUCUACUCUCUUCCCAAUCAUGCAAUAAUUAAAAUCCCCUUUCUUUCUCUUUCUCACUCCUUAACCCUAAUCCUUUUUCUUCAAGAUUUUCCAAGAAAUGGACCCAUCUCUUCUCGAUGACAUAAUCAAUCGGCUUCUUGAAGUUAGAGGGAAACCCGGAAAGCAGGUGCAGCUAUCGGAGUCGGAGAUCAAGCAGUUGUGUGUAGUUUCUAGGGAUAUUUUCUUGCAACAGCCUAAUCUAUUGGAACUUGAAGCACCCAUCAAAAUUUGUGGUGACAUUCAUGGUCAAUAUUCUGAUCUUCUUAGGCUUUUUGAGUAUGGCGGAUUACCUCCUCAGGCCAAUUACUUAUUUUUGGGGGACUACGUUGAUCGUGGCAAGCAAAGCCUAGAGACAAUUUGCCUUCUUCUUGCAUAUAAGAUAAAAUAUCCAGAAAACUUUUUCCUACUGAGGGGCAACCAUGAGUGUGCUUCUAUAAAUCGUAUAUAUGGAUUUUAUGAUGAAUGUAAGAGAAGAUUUAAUGUUAGGUUAUGGAAAAUAUUCACAGAUUGCUUUAACUGCUUACCCGUGGCAGCCCUAAUUGAUGAAAAGAUUCUAUGCAUGCAUGGGGGCCUUUCUCCUGAUCUGCACCACUUGGAUGAAAUUAGAAAUUUACACCGCCCAACUGAUGUACCCGAUUCUGGUUUGCUUUGUGAUCUUCUCUGGUCUGAUCCCAGUAGAGAUGCUCAAGGUUGGGGAAUGAAUGACCGGGGAGUUUCUUAUACUUUUGGUGCUGACAAGGUGACAGAGUUCCUACAAAAGCAUGAUUUGGAUCUUGUUUGCCGUGCUCACCAGGUUGUAGAGGAUGGUUAUGAGUUCUUUGCUAACCGACAACUUGUAACCAUAUUCUCGGCACCCAAUUAUUGUGGGGAGUUUGACAAUGCUGGUGCCAUGAUGAGUGUCGAUGAGACACUUAUGUGCUCUUUCCAAAUACUAAAACCUGCAGAAAAGAAAUCAAAGUUCAAUUUUGGAAACACUCCAGGUGUCAAUUUCUUUGGCAGCACUACAACAGCUAAACCGGGAAACACUCCAACUGGUGUCAAGUCGUUCCUCGGUGCAAAAGUAUGAGACCUUUGACUUUGGUGAAGUUGCUGCAGUCCAGUUGGGUCAUUGAAGGAAGGGAGAAAUUCAAGGUCCAUUUAAAUUUCACUAUGCUCUGAUGGAAAUUGUGAAAAUAAAAAGAAAGAAUCAUUAGUAACAAAUGCAAAUAUUAUUUUUGCUCUUUUUAAAGUUAGUUUGAAAAAAGAAGGGUGAACUCUCCUUCCUCUUCUUCCAACUUUGUACACUAAUACCAGCUACAGAUGCUGCUCUGAAUCAUUAGUGUGGGUUCACUAUCUCCAUCAUAUUUUUAUGAUAUGAACAAUGUCAAGACUGCAUGUGCCAUGUAUUUCAAUGUUAGAUUUGCGGAGCAAUUUGUGAAGAGUAAAAGAAACAACAAUAGAAAGAAGAGGGUCAUGUUUCAUGGGAUCAAAAAAUUUAUACUCCUGACUUUUCAUGAAAAGAAACAACAAUAGAAAGAAGAGUGUCAUAUUUCAUCGAA